AUGGCAGAAGGCCUACUUCCGAGUCACCUUUUCUCUGAGACGUCCGAUGAAGACUCAGAUGAGCAACCCAGAGCACAAAGCGAUCCCAGUGUGGAACAGAAAGACCCAGUGGAAGCAGAUAAGCCUAAAGAACCAGGCCAACCUGCCAGACUCAUUGCUUAUGUGAGCCCCAAGAGGAGCGAGCCCAGAGAGUUAGCGGAAGCUGCUGUGGAACAUCACACUGGUAGAGGAAACAACCAAGACCAAAGAGCUUACUCUGGGAGGGGGAGGGGGAGAGGGAGGGGGAGAGGGAGGGGGAGGGGGAGUGGGGGGCAGAGGCAGUGGACAGAGGUAGGCAGCCACCUACGGGCAGCCCUCCAGGACCGGCAGGAAGCAUCUGAGGGACUGGUUCCACAAACAAACUUUAACCACAGUGAAGGACCACACCGGAACCUGGGAACAGGGGCUACCGUGAGCGAGAACCCCACCUUGACUCCAGAAGUCCCAGUGCCAGUGGGGAGGGUCCAGUGGCCACACAUGCUUUGUGGGCACUGGGUUGUCGUGAGGUACCAGGUCCAGGUUACCUACCCCUACGUUACCGUAAUCCACGAGACCGAAAUAAUCCCAUGCUACAUGCCAUUCACUACCCCCGUGUUCUUACAACACACUUGA
Mastomys coucha (southern multimammate mouse) is the source of this 651-nucleotide messenger RNA. RefSeq names its product proline rich 20G (gene Prr20g). Lineage: Eukaryota; Metazoa; Chordata; Mammalia; Rodentia; Muridae. The coding region runs from base 1 to 651 and encodes 216 amino acids. The record is from RefSeq and is a predicted model, not a curated record. The transcript is spliced from 2 exons.